GGGGCGGAGAAAAGGGCCAACCCUCAGAGCGAGGGGCCUCCGGUCUUUGACUUGCUCCGGGAGAAAGUGUGGGCCUUUGAGACUCGGGGUUGGGGCGAUGGCGCUUCGCUGGGGCAUCGUGUCAGCCGGCCUUAUCUCCAGUGACUUCACGACGGUGCUGCGGCUGCUGCCUCGCUCUGAGCACCAGGUGGUGGCGGUAGCGGCCCGGGAUCUGAGCCGGGCAAAGGAGUUUGCGCGGAAACACGACAUCCCCAAGGCCUAUGGCUCCUAUGAGGAGCUGGCCAAGGACCCGAACGUGGAGGUGGCCUAUAUUGGCACCCAGCACCCCCAGCACAAGGCUACGGUGUUGCUUUGCCUGGCAGCUGGCAAGGCCGUGCUGUGUGAGAAGCCCAUGGGCGUGAACGCCGCGGAAGUGCGUGAAAUGGUUGCCGAGGCCCGAUCCCGAGGCCUCUUCCUAAUGGAGGCCAUCUGGACCCGCUUCUUUCCUGCUGUAGAGGCUCUGAGGUCUGUUCUGGCCCAGGAAACUCUGGGGGACCUACGAGUGGUUCAGGCAAAUUUUGGGAAGAGUAUCGCCGAUGUGCCCCGAUCCGUAGACUGGGCCCAGGCUGGAGGUAGCUUGCUAGACCUUGGCAUCUACUGCCUCCAGUUCAUCUCCAUGGUCUACGGGGGGCAGAAGCCAGAGAAGAUCUCGGCGGUGGGAAGGCGCUAUGAAACAGGUGUGGACGACACGGUCAGCGUGCUACUCCAGUACCCAGGAGGGGUCCAGGGCAGCUUCACCUGCAGCAUCACUUCCCAGCUCUCCAAUAUGGUCUCUGUGAGCGGUACCAAGGGCAUGGCCCAGAUCCUCGACCCCUGCUGGUGCCCAACAGAGCUGGUGGUGAAGGGGGAGCAUAAGGAGUUCCCACUGCCCUCAGCCCCAGGCAAGGAGUUCAAUUAUACAAAUGGAAUGGGCAUGUGUUACGAGGCCAAGCACGUCCGGGAAUGCUUGAAGAAGGGCCUGAAGGAAAGUCCUAUGAUUACUCUGGCUGAAAGUGAGCUCCUGGCUGACAUCCUUGAGGAGGUGAGGAAGGCUAUUGGAAUCACCUUUCCCCAGGAUAAAUGCUGAUAUAUACCCUGAAUAAAUAAAGACGUGCUUUCCACAGA
Molecule: messenger RNA, 1143 nt
Organism: Phacochoerus africanus (Common warthog)
Lineage: Eukaryota; Metazoa; Chordata; Mammalia; Artiodactyla; Suidae
Gene: DHDH
Product: dihydrodiol dehydrogenase
Exons: 7
Coding region: 98-1105 (335 amino acids)
Biological process (GO): D-xylose catabolic process
Molecular function (GO): D-xylose 1-dehydrogenase (NADP+) activity; nucleotide binding
Source: RefSeq, a predicted model, not a curated record